Molecule: messenger RNA, 1548 nt
Organism: Acanthosepion pharaonis
Lineage: Eukaryota; Metazoa; Mollusca; Cephalopoda; Sepiida; Sepiidae
Source: the annotation of a GenBank genome assembly
AUGCUCUCUCUACCUCUCUCUCUCUCCCUCUCUCUCUCUCUACGCCUCUCUCUCUCUACGCCUCUCUCUCUACCUCUCUACUCUCUCUCUCUCUCUCUCUCUCUCUCUCACAUUUCUUCAUAUUUCACUACACUUCCUGUCAUCUAUCUAUCUAUCUAUCUAUCUAUCUAUCUAUCUAUCUAUCUAUCUAUCUAUCUAUCUAUCUAUCUAUUAUAUAUCUAUCUAUCUCAGUGUACACAUCUAUCUAUCUAUCUAUCUAUCUAUCUAUCUAUCUAUCUAUCUAUCUAUCUCAGUAUACACAUCAACUAUCUAUCUAUCUAUCUAUCUAUCUAUCUAUCUAUCUAUCUAUCUAUCUAUCUAUCUCAGUGUACACAUCAACUAUCUAUCUAUCUGUCUAUCUAUCUCAUUGUACACAUCUAUCUAUCUAUCUAUCUAUCUAUCUAUCUAUCUAUCUAUCUAUCUAUCUAUCUAUCUAUGUUCAUUACCUAUGAUGCUCGUGCUUUAUCUGUAUAUCUAUCAGAUUAUGUUCAUUAUCUAUCUAUCUAUCUAUCUAUCUAUCUAUCUAUCUAUCUAUCUCAUGUAUCUAUCUAUCUAUCUAUCUAUCUAUCUAUCUAUCUAUCUAUCUAUCGCUUUUCAUAUGUAUGUAUAUAUGUAUGUAUGUAUCUAUACAAUUUUCAUGUUUAUCUGAAUCUCUUCAUUUUUAUCUAUUAUCUUCAUUUCUGUCUGUCUAUCUGUCUAUCUAUCUAUCUAUCUAUCUAUCUAUCUAUCUAUCUAUCUAUCUCAUACUUUUUAUAUCUAUCUAUUUAUCUAUCUCAUUCUUUUUAUAUCUAUGUCUCAUUCUUUUUAUAUCUAUCUAUCUAUCUAUCUAUCUAUCUAUCUAUCUAUCUAUCUAUGUCAUUCUUUUUCUAUCUAUCUAUCUAUAUAUCUAUCUAUAUAUCUAUCUAUGUCAUUCUUUUUCUAUCUAUCUAUCUAUCUAUCUAUCUAUCUAUCUAUCUAUCUCAUUCUCUUCUCCAUCAUUUGAUCAAUGAUAGAUGCGUCAAGCUCCAAUUAGAUAUCUUUCUUUCUUUCUUUCUUUCUUUCUUUCUUUCUUUCUUUCUUAUUUUCUUUCUUUCUUUUUUUUCUUUCUUUCUUUCUUUCUUUCUUUCUUUCUUUCUCUUUCCUGUCUGUCAUUCACGCUUUCUCGCCUUUUACGCCACUUUUCUUUCUUUCUUUCUUUCUUUCUUUCUUUCUUUUUUGAUCUCUCUUUCUAGUCUGUCAUUCACACUUUCUCGCCUUUUACGCCACUUUUCUUUCUUUCUUUCUUUCUUUCUUUCUUUCUUUUUUGAUCUCUCUUUCCUGUCUGUCAUUCACACUUUCUCGCCUUUUACGCCACUUUUCUUUCUUUCUUUCUUUCUUUCUUUCUUUCUUUCUUUCUUUCUUUCUUUCUUUUUUUUGAUCUCUCUUUCCUGUCUGUCAUUCACACUUUCUCGCCUUUUACGCCACUUUUCUUUCUUUCUUUCUUUCUUUCUUUCUUUCUUUCUUUCUUUCUUUUCUUUCUUUCUUUUUUGA